AUGACGAGGAGGGCGACUCCAAAAAAGCACUAUGCCUAUCUCAAGCCCUCGGUCCGUCGUGUCCCGGAAAAGACGAUCAAAUCCAAGUGGGCAACUCUGCCAGAGCCUGUCCAGGACAAGGUUCGGGGCUUGUUUCACGCCAUUGAACGCCCUGUAAUCAUGCGCCAUUCAAAUGAGAAAAAACGAAUCGAGGCACAAGCUGCAGUUCACGCUGUGGUGCGGAAUCUAGGGAAACGUCUGCCACGAAUGCCAUUUCCUCCGAUUACCAAAGAUGCCCACUUUGACUAUGAGUCUGCAUUGGAUGAACAUCGGCUCCUAGCGGCAAAUAUCGCAACAAUGAGAGACAGCACGGCUCUCCUGAAAGCCGAGAUUGCGAGGGAAGAAGCGCUCCUCGCCGAGGAGAAGAAAGCACUGCAAGAAAUGGACAAAAACGCCAAAAGGGCCGAGGCUGAGAGGAAGAGGUUGACCAAAAAUGAACACCCCGUUCUUCGACAACUGGAUGAGUUCGUAUCAUCCCAUGACGCAACAGAUGUUUUCGCCCUGGCUGAUGGCAAGACUCCGCGCCCUGCAUUAGGCGAGCUCGACGCGGAUCCUGAAAUUCAAGGACUGAUGAAACAACUCCAUGGCCAUCUACAAUCGAUGCAGACGAAUAUUGCUCCACUUGCUGGUCUGAGUGACGCUGUGACUCGGUCGCAAGCUGCUUUGGAUCUCUAUUCCUCCUUGAAUGAUUGA
Penicillium chermesinum is the source of this 732-nucleotide messenger RNA. RefSeq lists its product as uncharacterized. NCBI's taxonomy places the organism in Eukaryota, Fungi, Ascomycota, Eurotiomycetes, Eurotiales, Aspergillaceae. The record is from RefSeq and is a predicted model, not a curated record. The transcript is spliced from 5 exons. Bases 1 to 732 code for a protein of 243 amino acids.